Pyricularia oryzae 70-15 is the source of this 2768-nucleotide messenger RNA. RefSeq names its product cell cycle control protein cwf16. The record is from RefSeq and is a predicted model, not a curated record. NCBI's taxonomy places the organism in Eukaryota, Fungi, Ascomycota, Sordariomycetes, Magnaporthales, Pyriculariaceae. The coding region runs from base 313 to 1233 and encodes 306 amino acids. The transcript is spliced from 3 exons. Gene Ontology annotation, cellular component: U2-type catalytic step 1 spliceosome. Gene Ontology annotation, biological process: mRNA splicing, via spliceosome.
UCCACGUCUAUCUAAGUAGGCCGUCUUUUUUAACGACAGGGCAUUCUGGAACGUGACGCGCCACUCGAGAUUAUGCGUCUACAGUGACCUCAAGAUCCCCGCCACACAACCGGAAUUUUUGCGAUCUCUCGUUAUAUCAACCAUCGACUGAGAGCCUACUUUCCAAUUAUUGAGGGCAACUAGCACAAAGCUUUCAAAGCACCGAGACAUCAUCCAACUCGAGGCAACGAUCGAUAAAACGGAUCGCGCGUGCCCUCUCUUCUCCCUCCUCCCUAAUCUCACCUCACCCAACACACCACCACAACCGCCACCAUGUCUGAGCGUAAAGUCCUCACUAAAUACUACCCCGCCGACUUUGACCCGAGCGCGCUCACUCGGCGGCGGCGGGGGCCGAAGCAGGAAGGGCCCAAGGUGCAGACGGUGCGGCUGAUGGCGCCGUUCAGCAUGAAGUGCACGACGUGUGGUGAAUACAUCUACCGGGGGCGCAAGUUCAACGCGCGCAAGGAGACGCCCGAGGAGAAGUACCUGGGAAUACAAAUCUACCGCUUCUACAUCAAGUGCACGCGGUGCUCGGGCGAGAUCCGCUUCCGCACCGACCCGGCCAACCAGGACUACGUGUGCGAGACGGGCGCGCACCGAAAUACGGACCCUUGGAAGAGAGGCGCCGGCGACGCCGUGGCGCCGGAAGAGACGGACGAGGAGAGGCUGGACCGCCUCGAGCACGAGGAGGAGGAGCGCAACGCCAUGGUUGAGCUCGAGGCCAAGACGGUCGAUGCCAAGCGCGAGAUGGCCGUCGCAGACGCGCUCGAUGAGAUCCGGACCAGGAACGCGAGGAUAGCCCGCGCGGACAGGGAUGGGAUCGAGGUCGUGGUGGCGCAGGCAGUCGACGAGGAGCGCGAGAAGCAGGAGCGCGAGGAUGAAGAGGCCGCCAGGAGGGCGUUUGCGUUUGCGCGGAGCCAGGCCGCGCUGGAGGAGGAAAUCAUGGACGAGGAUGAUGAUUCUGCGGUUGGUGGUGCAGCCGCCGGGACUAACGGCCCGGCGGCAAGUUCUACGGCUGGACCGAGUGCGGCGGCAGCAGCCACGUCUGUCGGCGAUUCGGAGAUGAAGCCCCCAGCGGCGAUGAAGAGCACGAGCACCGAUAUGCCCCCACCGCCUGUUCCGACCAGCUUCAAGAGACAGGUCAAGAAGAAAACGGAUCGUGCAGCUUUGCUUGGCAUCAAAAAGAAGACCUGAUUUGCAGGCAACGGUAUCACUUUCACGACAGUGAAUGAUGAAUCCAAGGUAUAAAGUGCUACUGUUCAAGAGUGAAUUUUGUUGAGCUCAAUAUUUAAUUUCAUAUUCAGACGUAGGCAGGUCAUUAAUAUCUUUUAAAACCACAACCCAACAACCCCAACGACAAAGAACAACACACAUGAUAUGCAUCCAUUAUCAAAAUUCACGCAAGGGGAUGCAACAUGAUAAUGUAUUGACAGCUUGUUUUGUGGCUGCCAGAAAAUUUCGACGCCGCCGUCGAUUGCGACAUGCAAGACACAACGUAACCCGCGUCAUGCCCCUGGAAAUUCGCGUUUCCGCAUAAAGAUCUCAGAGGGACAAGGGUACAGCAGUGACGAUCGCACAGCUGCGGCCGCAUCCGUCAUAUGCCGGAAGCCGCAUCUGAACUGCCGAGAUGUCGGGCGUCGUCUGGGCGAGGGGACUAGUGAUUUCCGCGAUGUACUCGUUUUUUUGGUUGUUGUAUAAUAUGAUGUUGCUCAUGGUCGUUUCAGUAGUAGCGUCCGCCGUCUGUCAUGAACGGUAUGACGCGUGGUUGCUGGACGGUGGGUUGUAUGUCGACGUCACACCGUUCUGAUGGCUGUGCCUGUCGCUGGACCCGCGUCGCGACUCUGGAGUGGACCUCUCCAUCUGCCUCUUUUGGUGGUCGAGCAUCAUCUUGGAAUAACUUGGCACGUCAACGGGCGGCGGUGAUGUGGUGGUAGCCAUGGACGGGAAAGUGCCGUUGCGGCUGCCGCUGCUGCUCUCUGACGAAUUCGACAUGUUGGUGUAUGAGAGGUGGGAGUGGUAGUCGGCAGUCUGGCUGGGCAUUUGUGUGGUUUUUUAUGGAAAACGUUUGAACUUAGUCGUACGUUUUUAUUGGGAUCGAGAUGGGAGAGGAAGAGAAAGGUAGGCGGUAGGCAGGUAAGAUGGUUGGGUGGUAAGGUAUGUAUGCAGGUGCGAGUCGUGCGAUCCGGUUGUUUUUGUUAUUUUCGAAAGGCCCUAGGCGUGGCACACAAGAUCAGGUAAUCUAUUGGGUUGGAAAUAGGAAACUUGGCGGCUUGUUUGGUCACGCGAGAUGAAAGUUGGUUGUGGAUGUGGGCCAGGUUGGAAGGGGUGGGCUAGCAUGGCACUUUCAGGGUCCUUAUAUAUAAAAGUAGACGCUUGUUGUGGGUGGCACAAAAUGGGGUGUCAUAGCCUGUGGGGAGGGGGGUGAAAGGCCCGAGGUGUGAGAGAACAGAGAGCAAAGAGACAGGGAGGCGGGAUGGGAGGAGACCCUGGGGUGCACCCCGUCAUGGUUCACCAGCGGGUCAGGGACACAGGGUUGGGACGGGUGGGAUAUGAUCAGCUCAUCCUAUGUUUACUCGGGAAACGUCUUUUUUGUUUUGUUGCAUGGUUUCUGGAACCACAUACGUCUUUGGGUUACGGCUGAGUGUAGAAAAUGUGCGUCAGGACAGUGGUGAAUGGUUUUGAUGCAACCACCAACACAAAGGUGCGAGGCGAAAGGGGGGGAAGUGAGG